Molecule: messenger RNA, 1578 nt
Organism: Xylona heveae TC161
Lineage: Eukaryota; Fungi; Ascomycota; Xylonomycetes; Xylonales; Xylonaceae
Product: major facilitator superfamily protein
Exons: 3
Coding region: 1-1578 (525 amino acids)
Biological process (GO): transmembrane transport
Molecular function (GO): transmembrane transporter activity
Source: RefSeq, a predicted model, not a curated record
AUGAAUUAUCCGACCGGCUGGAAGUUUGCAGCCAUUAUUAUUGCAGUCUACCUGGCUGGUUUUCUCGUGGCUCUGGAUCGGACAAUUAUCGCGACGGCUAUCCCGCGCAUCACUGAUCACUUUCACAACUUGGACGAUGUGGGCUGGUACGGAAGUGCCUACCUGCUCACCUUCUGUUCCUUUCAGCUCCUCUAUGGCCGCAUCUACACGUUUUACCCCCCGAAGCUGGUUUUCAUCGUCGCCAUUGUCAUCUUUGAAGUUGGUUCAGCCGUUUGUGGCGCUGCGCCCAAUUCGACUGCUGUGAUUGUGGGGCGUGCGCUGGCCGGUCUAGGUGCAUCCGGGGUUUUUGGGGGCAACAUCAUCAUCAUGUUCCACACCGUUCCCUUGCAGAAGCGACCCAUCUAUACGGGCCUCGUGGGUGCCGUUUUUGGAAUUGCCUCGGUGGUAGGCCCUCUCCUGGGGGGUGCGCUCACGGACAAUGUCUCAUGGCGAUGGUGCUUCUAUAUCAAUUUGCCAAUUGGAGGGGCAGCGAUUGUGGUCAUCAUCCUGAUCCUGCAUCUGCCGCCGCCAAAGAACCAAGGAGCGUCGUUCCGAGAGCAAAUCAACAAGAUGGAUCCCGUUGGCACCCUUUUCUUCUUGCCCGCCAUCAUCUGUCUUUUGCUGGCAUUGCAAUGGGGCGGUUCGACCUAUGCGUGGAGCAAUGGACGAAUCAUUGCGUUAUUGGUCGUGUUUGGAGUUCUCAUCCUUGCCUUUGUUGCAGUCCAGGUCUGGAAAAAGGAUACGGCCACCGUGCCACCGCGCAUCAUUAUGCAACGCAGCAUUGCAGCUGGAUUCUUCUUCUCGUUUUGCACGGGCGCAGCUCAGAUGGUGCUCAUCUACUUUUUGCCCAUCUGGUUCCAGGCCAUUAAGAAUGUCAGCGCCGUCAAGUCGGGCAUCAUGAAUCUUCCCCUUGUCAUUGGCAUGACGAUCGCCUCCCUGUCGAGCGGUUUCAUCAUCACACGCAUUGGAUACUAUACGCCUUUUAUGAUUGCGAGCACCGUCCUCAUGUCCAUUGGCGCAGCGCUCAUCACUACGUUUCAAGUCGAUACUCGACAUCCCAAGUGGAUUGGCUAUCAGGCGCUCUGGGGCAUUGGCUGUGGAAUGGGCAUGCAACAACCCGGGCUUGCUGCCCAGACUGUGCUUUCGCGCAUGGACUUUCCCACUGGCGCAUCCCUCAUGUUCUUUGCCCAGAGCCUUGGCGGCUCAGUCUUCAUCUCUGUUGGCGAGAACCUUUUUGCCAGUCGACUUGUCAAAGGGGUGGUCAAGGACGUACCUGGAUUGGACCCAGGCACGGUUGUAAACACGGGAGCAACAGAUUUGCAAGCCACUGUGCCAAGCCAGGACCUUGACAGCCUGCUGCAUGUGUACAAUCACGCGCUGACUGAUGCCUUCAAGGUUGCCCUGGUCGCCACCUGUGUCUCCGUGAUUGGGUCAUUGGCAAUGGAAUGGAAAAAUGUCAAAAAGGUUGCCAAGAUGCAAGCUCAAGGGCAGGGACAGGGCCCUCUUGGUCAGGGCCCACCGGGCCAAAAGCCGAAUUAG